AUGGCUGCUAUUCACCAGGUCCCACAGGCUGGUUUACAUCACGAUCCCUACCGUCUGCCGCCGCCGCCGCCUCAGGCUGGACCUUAUCGUGCCCCGGACCUCUACGCUCAAGGUCCUGCUACCCAUACUCAAGUUGUCUACCAGGCCGCCGCUCCUCGGCAGCGAACGGCUAUCGCCUGCCGUUACUGUAGAAGACGGAAGAUCCGAUGCUCGGGUUUCGAGAGCUCUCAAGAUGGACGAUGCAGUAACUGUAUCCGGUUCAAUCAAGAGUGCAUGUUCACGCCCGUCUCCUCGCAAGCACAGGCAUUUGUUCCAGCACACGCCGCGUACCCUCACUUGAGAAACGCUCAGACCCCGGGGCGCCCCGGUGCGCCUCCCGUGAUGCUCUACGGUGCUCACGGUCAGCCUCUACCGCCUCAACAACAGCCGCAAGCAGGUCCCGAUGCUACCCUCCCGCCACCGCAAGCAAUGUAUCAACAGCCAUAUGGCGCGCCACCCCUUGCAUCAUAUUCCAUUCUCUGCCCAAUUGCUAAACUUGGUACUCAUCUUUUCACUCAUCAGAGACCCCCUGGUCGCCGCGGUUCGGGUUCUGGAUACGAAUACCCGGAUCCCACGAACCUAGCUCCCGUUACGCCCGUCACGUCCAAUCCGGGGUAUUCGGCGCAUACCGCCCCAAGCCCCUACUAUCCUCCGCAAAUCGAUCGUCGCCCUUCGCCCCAAUCCGCGUAUCCUUACGAUAGUCGCCAUUCGUCCUCCCCCCACGGUUCUCCAUACCCUCCAAUGCACCCUAGCCAAGGCGCUACUCCUUCCGCAUCUACUCCGACCAGCUCGCGUGGAGGACUCAAUGUUCGUGACAUGCUCAAUCCGGGUGACCAAGGCCGCUCCAGUACCGACAGUAGCAUGCUCAAUGCGUUGAACCGGGGACAUUAA
Molecule: messenger RNA, 930 nt
Organism: Aspergillus steynii IBT 23096
Lineage: Eukaryota; Fungi; Ascomycota; Eurotiomycetes; Eurotiales; Aspergillaceae
Exons: 3
Coding region: 1-930 (309 amino acids)
Biological process (GO): regulation of DNA-templated transcription
Molecular function (GO): zinc ion binding; DNA-binding transcription factor activity, RNA polymerase II-specific
Source: RefSeq, a predicted model, not a curated record